This is a messenger RNA of Lytechinus pictus (painted urchin), 4638 nucleotides long. RefSeq names its product MAP kinase-activating death domain protein-like. Gene Ontology annotation, molecular function: guanyl-nucleotide exchange factor activity. The transcript is spliced from 5 exons. Bases 378 to 1565 code for a protein of 395 amino acids. Lineage: Eukaryota; Metazoa; Echinodermata; Echinoidea; Temnopleuroida; Toxopneustidae. Gene Ontology annotation, biological process: regulation of apoptotic process; regulation of Rab protein signal transduction. The record is from RefSeq and is a predicted model, not a curated record. Gene Ontology annotation, cellular component: cytosol.
GACUGAAAAAAUUAUUCAUUGAUUUUACCUGUCAAAAUACUGGCCGUCUGUCGGUAAACAUGGCUCGGAAAGUCUUUUUAUUUUGGGUAAUAUACAUCUAGCAGGAUCCAUCAUCAUGAAUUAAAAUAUGCAAGUCAAGAUUAGCAAUUGAAGGGAGUUAUUGAUACUGAAGGUGCAAUAUCCUUAUAUUCUACUGUGACCGUUACCGCAUCCAAUCAGAAUGACAUAAAGUGGAUUAAAGAAGGAAUGUGUUUAUUAUCGUUAAGAAAAAUGUGCCAAAGUUGGAGAAAAAUCUGUUGAAACACAGCAUCUUGUAUGCCUUAAGACUUCCGGAGAAGUCAUAAUUUAUUGCAGGAACCGUGCCGAAUAAAAUAAAAAUGAAUAAAAAGGAAUACCUUUGCCCACGGUUGCUAGACUAUAUCCUAAUAGUCGGGGCUCGCCGUCCAAAUAACAACAAUGAUGUCGCGCAGACACCUGAACUCCUGCGACGCUUUCCUAGGGAAGACCAUGAUGACUUCCCGCUUCCAAAAGACGUUGUUUACUUUUGCCAACCAGAAGGCUGUCUGACGGUUGGCCAGAAGCGUUUCAGCAUGAGAGAGAACACAUCAUUUGUGUUCACACUCACAGAAAAGGACACAGCACGUAUUAGGUUCGGAGUUUGCGUGAACUUUUACCGACCGUUCAAAGUCUCUGAGCGCAAAUCGAGCAGUUCAUCAGAAAAGAGGGAAAAGUCGCUCCUGAGUACUCGGCAGCACUCGAGCAGUAGCAAUGAUACACUGAACAUUCCCGAUGAUGGCACGGACAUACACAAAUCGCCUAGAACUCGUAGAAGGCUCAAACAGGCGAAGAAGAUCCGUAAUAACUCGUUAACGUCGCUUUGUAUUUUGAGUCACCACCCGUUCAUAUCAACGUUUAGGGAGUGUCUCUUUAUCUUGAGGAAACUAAUUGAUUCGUGUAAUGAAAGGACAAGUAGUCGGAAGGUUGGAGGAUCAAGAUCAUCACUCAGAGAUUCCGUGUGGGGUGUAUUGACCGGCAUCUGCGGCGAUAUCCCCCCUCUGGUGAAACACGAUGUCCGACAGAUUGAGACCUGGAUGCUCCGCCUCCUUAGCUCCCCUGUUCCGGUCCCGGGCAAGACCAGGGUUGAGAUCGAGAUCCUGGAAUCCCAGCCGUCCCUGGUCUUUGCCCUCCCCGACCACACCCGAUUCUCCCUGGCGGACUUCCCCCUGCAUCUUCCGCUGGAACUCCUUGGUGUGGAUACGUGUCUCAGUGUGCUAACUCUCAUCAUGCUGGAGAAUAAGGUGGUACUCCAGUCACGUGAUUACAAUGCCCUGUCAAUGAGCGUGAUGGCGUUUGUCGCAAUGAUCUACCCACUGGAGUACAUGUUUCCAGUUAUCCCUCUUUUACCAACUUGUAUGGGAUCUGCAGAGCAGUUAUUGCUGGCACCUACACCAUUCAUCAUUGGUGUGCCAGCUAGCUUCUUUCGCUACAAACCUUCAUUCAAGCUUCCUGAUGAUGUUUGGAUGGUGGAUCUGGACACUAAUAAGGUAAGAUUUGAUUUGAUUUAAUUUGGUUUGAUUUGAUUUGAUUUGAUUUCAGUUGAGUUGAAUUAAGUUGAUUUUAUCUGAUUUGAGUUACGUUGAGCUAAGUUGAGUUGAAUUGAGUUGAUUAAUUUGUUUUGAUUUGGUUUGAUUUGAUUUGAUUUCAGUUGCGCUGAGUUGAGUUGAAUUGAGUUGAUUUGUUUUGAUUUGAUUUGAUUUCAGUUGAGUUGAAUUAAGUUGAUUCUAUCUGAUUUGAGUUACGUUGAGCUGAGUUAUGUUGAAUUGAGUUGAUUAGUUUGUUUUGAUUUGAUUUGAUUUGAUUUUGUUUGAUUUGAUUAUUGAUUUCAGUUGAGUUGAAUAGUUGACUUUAUCUGAUUUUAUUUGAGUUGCGUUGAGUUGAGUUGAAUUGAGUUGAUUUGUUUUUAUUUCAUUUGAUUUGAUAUCAGUUGAGUUAAAUUAAGUUGACUUUAUCUGAUUUUAUUUGAGUUGCGUUGAGCCAAGUUGAGUUGAAUUUAGUUGAUUUAUUUUGAUUUGAUUUGAUUUCAGUUGAGUUGAAUUAAGUUGAUUUUGUCUGAUUUGAUUUGAGUUGCAUUGAGCCCAGUUGAGUUGAAUUGAGUUGAUUUGUUUUGAUUUGAUUUGAUUUGAUAUCAGUUGAGUUAAAUUAAGUUGACUUUAUCUGAUUUUAUUUGAGUUGCGUUGAGCCAAGUUGAGUUGAAUUUAGUUGAUUUAUUUUGAUUUGAUUUGAUUUAAGUUGAGUUGAAUUAAGUUGAUUUUGUCUGAUUUGAUUUGAGUUGCAUUGAGCCCAGUUGAGUUGAAUUGAGUUGAUUUGUUUUGAUUUCAUUUGAGUUGAAUUAAGUUGAUUUUAUCGGAUUUGAGUUACGUUGAGCUGAGUUGAGUUGAAUUAAGUUGAUUAAUUUGUUUUGAUUUGAUUAAUUUGUUUUGAUUUGAUUUGAAUUGGUUUGAUUUGGUUUUAUUUCAUUUGAGUUGAAUAGUUGACCUUAUCUGAUUUGAUUUGAGUUGUGUUGAACUGAGUUGAGGUGAAUUGAGUUGAUUUGUUUUGAUUUCAUUUGAGUUGAAUUAAGUUGAUUAUCUGAUUUGAGUUACGUUGAGCUGAGUGGAGUUGAAUUGAGUUGAUUAAUUUGUUUUGAUUGGAUUUGGUUUGAUUUGGUUUGAUUUCAUUUGAUUUGAUUUUAGUUGAGUUGAAUUAAGUUGACUUUGUCUGAAUUGAUUUGAGUUGCAUUGAGCCGAGUCGAGUUGAAUUGAGUUGAUUUGUUUUGAUUUGAUUUGAUUUCAGUUGAGUUGAAGUAAGUUUACUUUAUCUGAUUUUAUGUGAGUUGCGUUGAGCUGAAUAGAGUUGAAUUAAGUUGAUUUGUUUUGAUUUGAUUUCAAAUGAGUUGAAUUAAGUUGAUUUUGUCAGAUUUGAUUUGAGUUGCAUGGAGCUGAGUUGAGUUGAAUUGAGUUGAUUUGAUUUCAGUUGAGUUGAAUAGUUGACUUUAUCUGAUUUGAUUUGAGUUGCGUUAUUAAAGCUGAGUUGAGUUGAAUUGAGUUGAUUUGUUUUUAUUUGAUUUCAGUUGAGUUGAAUUAAGUUGAUUUCGUCUGAUUUGAUUUGAGUUGCAUUGAGCUGAGUUGAUUUGAUUUGAUUAGACUUGACUUGACUUGACGUGACACGAUUCAACAUUUUGAUGUCAUUUCAUUGCAAAGAACAGUGAUACGGUACUUGAACAAUGACUGACCAUGGUCAAUGUAAAAUCGUGUUUUAAUAAAUCUUAGUCCUAUAGACUAACUUAACCCGAACAGUGAUUUUCUUCAUUAGCAUGCUGUGUGCAAAGCCAAGGCAUUGAAUUCUGUAAUGAAAUUGGAUUUGAGAUUACCUUCUAAUACAUGAAGCUCCCAGGGCAGAUAGAUUACCAUGCAGCCCGUGCUCUUUAUCUUGGUAAUAUAUCAGCCUGUCAUGGUGAGAGGGGCCUAUUAUUAGCUAAAUGAAAUGAAUGUUUAGAGUGUGGUGUGAGCUGUGCUGGAGCCAUGUCGUGAUGAAUUGAUAAAAGGAUUUUCUUGUAUUGAUAAAUGGAUUUAUUGCGGCAGUGAAAUGUGAUGAAGAGAGAUUUUGAAAGGAGUGGGAGGGAGAAGAGGGGGGGGGGGGUGGGGAUGGAAUGUGGGGGCGGCAUCCACUUUUAUAUUAAAGAUGUUUAGGCAUUUAUAAGAUUUCAUAUGUUACACUUGUCCAAAGAAAAUUGUCUGAUUAACCAGUUUUAAAUUGGAAGGAUGUACCUAGAAAUAUUGAGAAGAUUUAGAUAAGAUGUCGACAUGCUUUUAGGUUUAAAAAGAACAAUACCAUCACACAAACAAAUACGACAUCAGGGGGUUUUCAUGCAGUAAAGCUACAUGUACACUUAAUGCUUAUAGUGGCAACCCUCCAACCUUGUUGAACCGGUCAUAGAAAAUACAACUUUGUUCAUUGUUUUGAUACAUAGUUUGUCACUAUUUUUGUACCGGUACUUCCUUUAUUGAUUGUUUAUGACAAAGAUGAAGAAAUCAAUAAAUGAAAUGAAAAUAACAGAAGAGGAGAUUAUCUAGAUUAGAUAUCAACCUAUUGCAGUACAUGUAGGUCAUUUUAGCUUGGUUACUGUUUAUUUUUAAUUAAAUUAAUUUCAAGGACAGGGGGAGGGCUUGAAUAAAUACGCUGAAUAAUUCACUGACAUAGGAAUGUGUUCAAAUUAAAUCAGUGAAAUUAGUUUGGAAAUCAAUACAUGUAUGAGGGGAAUGUCCCAUGAAGCAAAUGGUCAGUGAUUUUUACUAUCAGUGAUAAGAUCAUAACUGUCACAAGCUACUGAAAUCCUCUCAUCUGAUUGGUCCAGAGCAAAUAAGUCAUUGAAAGUCACUAUUUGUUUCAUGAAAUGCCCCCAUCUUUUAUCUUGAAGACUCUGAUUCAAAUUGAAUUGAAUGAUUACGAUGUUGAGUCUUACAUGUACAUGUAUGUUGGGCUAUAUGGCAUGCAACCAUACUUGAUUAGAUUCGACUACUAGUAGCAUGAAGAGAAGACUGUGAUUAGGUAAAUUAAAUUGAAUGUCUAUCAUGUUUACUUCUUUGAGGUACGCAAGAG